AUGGAAUCUCUAGAUCCACAAACUGCUCGAUUUAUUCAAGAACUUCGGCAGGAAGGUGAAAGACAAAAAUUUCACGAACAAGUUAUGACGAUUUGUUCAAAAUGUUUUGAUAUUUGCGCUCCAGAUGCUAGACCACCAAAUAGAAUGGAUGCAAAGUUAGAAAAUUGUAUGGUUAAUUGUGUUAAUCGAAUGGCAGAUGCUACUGAAUAUCUUGCAAAAUGUUUGGAACAGAAAAUACGUUCACAUUCGUCUGGAAAUGAUGGCGGUUUUUCUUAG
Meloidogyne enterolobii is the source of this 276-nucleotide messenger RNA. The record is from the annotation of a GenBank genome assembly. NCBI's taxonomy places the organism in Eukaryota, Metazoa, Nematoda, Chromadorea, Rhabditida, Meloidogynidae.